Molecule: messenger RNA, 2916 nt
Organism: Hyalella azteca
Lineage: Eukaryota; Metazoa; Arthropoda; Malacostraca; Amphipoda; Hyalellidae
Product: high affinity copper uptake protein 1
Exons: 6
Coding region: 55-672 (205 amino acids)
Biological process (GO): copper ion transmembrane transport
Cellular component (GO): membrane
Molecular function (GO): copper ion transmembrane transporter activity
Source: RefSeq, a predicted model, not a curated record
AGAUAAUUUAAAUUUCUUUUAACCACUUGAUAAAUCAAACCUUUGCCUUUUAUCAUGGAUAUGACGAAUCAUCACCACCACCAUCAUGGCUCAAUGAAGGAAAAUUCAGAUAUGAAAAUGACUACCACUACCAUGGACAUGGGUGGAAUGGACAUGGGUGGCUCUACCAUGGACAUGGGUGGAAUGGACAUGGGUGGAAUGAUGAUGUACUUCCAUGGAGGCUGCAAUGAAGUUAUCCUCUUUGACUUCUGGCGCAUCUCGGAAGUGUGGGAGCUUUUGCUCUCUAUGCUCGGCAUUUUCAUCUUGGCCUUCUUAUAUGAAGCUCUUAAAUACUGCAGAGAGUACCUUUUCCGGAAAGCUGUGCAGCGCGUCAGUUACUCCACCACAAGCAGCAACAACAUCACUCUCACUGAAGAUCAGCAGCAGCAGCAGCCUGUCAGAUGCUACGAGAAUUUCAUUAUACCUUCAACCAUGAAGAUGAUGAGCUCGGCCCACGCGAUACAGACGUGCCUGCACAUGGUGCAGUUCCUCGUGUCCUACCUCCUCAUGCUGGUCUUUAUGACGUACAACGCGUGGCUGUGUCUCGCUGUACUCCUCGGCGCCGGCGUCGGCUACUUCGUCUUCGGCUGGAGGAAAGCCCUGGUCGUCGAACUCACCGAACACUGCCACUAACACUAGGCCGCUUUAGCUACACAAUUCCUAACUCCUAUCAGCACGGCCGAAGUGCGAGGAAGCACCUCUAUCUUGUCACCCUCUGUUAAAUAUCUUAUAAUUUGCAUCAUGAGACCAUUGAUCAUAGUGUGCAUUAUAGCCGUGAGCUUUGAGUGUAUGAACGUAUUGAAUGGCACCUUUUAGAUAACUGUGAUAUUAUUUCUCCUAUGUAAACCGGGCUCGACACGAUAACAAAAUUCCUUCUAGAGUACCGUUUCUCAAGCAAAAAAUGUUGCUCUCAAGCCUGAAGUAACAUUCCGAAUUGCUGCAAUAAUUCCAAGUACGAGUACUUUUUGGCUAUACUAGUUUAACCUCCUCACUCAUUUGAGAAUUGGACAAGAAAUUUGCACCAAGCUCUCUUUCAGAAUGCUUGAAUUAUUUUGCGAAAAUUCUGCUGUGUAAUUACGAAAAACCAUCAUGUUUUAGUCAGUGUUGUAAACUUGUUACUCUUCACUCGAUUGAUGUUGUGACUGAGGGUGAGAUUUUUCGUUUCAAAAGACAAAUCUUUCUAUUCUAAUGUUGGGUUUGCAUUUAAUUGUGUUACCUUUGCACAAUAGCACGACUACUAUGACAUGCACACAAUUCCGGUUACUGGACUUCUCCGGGAUUACAAUUCUAUACGAUAAGUUGCAAGCAAUGGCAUUUAUUAGAAUGUGGCAGCCUUAGUCCUUAGUGCGCCCCGGGCGGUGGCAGCCAUAGUGCGCCCCGGGCUGUGGCAGCGCUUGUGUGCCAGCACGGGCUGUGGCUAAGGAAAAUGUGGCGUAGUUUGGCUAAGAAUGACGUGCAUGUUUAUGAGGUGUGAAGUCGAAGUUUGCUCAUAUUUUAUCGAUAUUAACGAACUCUUGUGCUCUCAUUUGUGCAGACACGAUUAGUUUUAUGUUUGGGUCGCGCUCUGCCCUCCAAGGCUGAAUGUGCGCUUGUUCCUUAAGUGGACUUACUAGAUAUGUUCAAAUUAUUUUUACAAUUUUGAAGAAAAGACAUAAAAAUCAAAAGCGACGGUCUCCCCAAUGAAGUAACUUCUUUAGCUUGAGCUCCUAUAAAGGGCUCGCAUCAUUUAUUCUUAUUUAAUCCACAUAACAGGUCAGAAUACCAUUGCGAUUGAAUUUGUGUUAAAACUAAUGGAUUGAUUACAGCUCUAUUUUUAUGCCUCACUUUUUAUGUAAUAACUACGCAUGGUUUAUGUAUUAUCAUUCUAUGAUUGUCGCUGUACCCCUUAGUGUGCUUGCAUUUCUACCUCGUUCUUAGUUAGCCCAAAAUUUUAUUUUUUCUUUCGAAUUGAAGAAGAAAGCAGCCGUUGGCUCCGCCCUCGACAACCGCUGCGCCUGAGCUAAAGAGCCUGCGCCUGGCUAAUAGGUUAAUCCUAUCCAAAGAAUGGGCAUAAAAAACUUUCAAUUUUUACUCAUGAUUUGUUGUGUAGCAUUUUUUGAUCUAUUUAUAUAGUAUACAUAAAACUGAACUUGUUCAACAAGAACUAUGUGAUUCAGGCUACUAAUUCAGUUAUUAUUUCAUGACAUGAACAAGACUCAAUUUAUCCUCUAUACUCGAUUAUUCUCAGUUAUGCCUAAGUUAGUAAUUGAUGCGUGUAAACAUUUACACUCUGCUUUUAAUUACUCAUCUAAGUUGUUCUUUACGAACCCACAAUUAAGAAUAAUCUUUGUGCAAUUUUGUGAUAUGUUCUGGACGAGUUGGCAGCGUAAGAGCUUCACUGGAAACUGAUCCAUCUUGUUAGAUGUUAUGAAAUGUUUGUUGUGAUGAACUGGAGCUUAUUUUUUGGAUAGUUUUAAUGCCACCGACCAUACAGCAUUUCUUGAGUGUUUUUAUCAUUACUUCGGCAUUCAUUCCGUUUCAAAUUAUAUUUGAUACGCCAUGAUCGUUGCGUAGCCUGCCCCCGCCGUUGGUCGUGUACAUAAGAAGUCACUUAAUCUGAAAUUUCAUAUUGAAGUAACAGAGCAAAAAGUUGCUUAAUACCAGCGGCUGUCAAUCCUAAGUGUGUGGACCCCUCGGCCUGAAAUGGAAUAAUGUUGGUGCCCUUCUGCCUGGGUCCUGGCCGGGAACCCCGUCAGUUAUACGUUGUACUCUCAUCGCCCUUCGGUCAUGAUUUGAAAUUCCAUAUUUAUGAAUUAAAACUGUUUUUUAAAGACAUUAUUUAUCGUAACUAUUACAUAUUGUUCAGUGUAACUUAAAUACAAAUGAAUUGAGCAUAAA